AUGAAUACUCUCUGCUGCAUGAGAAGAUCCUUCAAGGUUUACCGGAUGGUCGCGAUAGCCAACUCAGCUGCUCGUCCAGGAGAGGUGGAGGAGCGAGACAGGAAGUUCCUGGUUUGGACAUGCGGCAGGAAGUUUCGCAACGACGACUGUGUGGGGUACGCUAACAGGCUGCUGGGGCUGGCGUCGGCGUUUCUUGCAUCCGUUCUCUCCUCUCGCGCCCUCAUCAUCCUGUGGCACGGUGAGCCAGCGGUGGGCGGGGAGGAGGAGCUGACAGGCUGUGGAGGGGAGGAGAGUUUACAGCUGCACAACUUCUUCCGGUCGAGCUUGAUUGACUGGCGGUUCACCGAGGACGUCAAGAGGGUGAUCGGAGACCCACGCAGCAUUCCAUGGACGGAGCUUGACUUCACCACUCGACAUGUGUCGGAAUGGGACCAUUCCUCCCGAGUCGUCCUGGUCACGAUGGAGAAAGCCGACUUCCGGGACCUCUGGAGGUCCAACAGGGAAGAGAUCCUUCAGCUGGGGAUCAGUAAGACCCUGUUCGAGCUGGGGGUAGAUGACCAGGAGGAGAUCAUGGGGCGGACUCUUCCGCUCCUGCUGCAGCCCACGGGGAAAAUGCUAGAGCAAGUGAAUCGUUUUCAUCAUCUGGCGGGGGGUUGCUUCGUUGUCGGCUUGCAGGGAAGCUCGUCGGCUGCUACCUGCUGUCCUGAGCCCUACCAUGUCUCGGAGGGCGAGGACGUGGACGAAGAAAGUGAUGCUGUCACUUGA
Guillardia theta CCMP2712 is the source of this 765-nucleotide messenger RNA. RefSeq lists its product as hypothetical. NCBI's taxonomy places the organism in Eukaryota, Cryptophyceae, Pyrenomonadales, Geminigeraceae. Bases 1 to 765 code for a protein of 254 amino acids. The transcript has 8 exons. The record is from RefSeq and is a predicted model, not a curated record.